Messenger RNA from Egretta garzetta (little egret), 3220 nucleotides. It is a transcript of the gene CASP7, whose product is annotated as caspase 7. Lineage: Eukaryota; Metazoa; Chordata; Aves; Pelecaniformes; Ardeidae. Gene Ontology annotation, cellular component: cytoplasm. The transcript has 7 exons. Gene Ontology annotation, biological process: proteolysis; apoptotic process. The coding region runs from base 1021 to 1869 and encodes 282 amino acids. The record is from RefSeq and is a predicted model, not a curated record.
GGGAGAGGUGAUGAAGAUUGCAAUGAUGAAUUUGAUGCAAAGCCAGACAGAAGUAGCAGAUUCUCACUUAUUGGAAGUUUUUGUUAGAUAUGGAGCUGAACUUCAGGAGAGUACUGCAGGAGCAUUUAACAAUUAGUGAAAACUGUAGUCAGAGCUUGUACUUUCCCUUGGAUGUUUACUGGAUGUACCAUAUAGGAAAUACCCAAGUAUCUUGAAAAAUUAUCUAGUCUUAAUUUGUAAGAACUCAUUAAUUCACAGUCAAUAUUUGUUUCCAGUAUCCUUAGAGACUUUAUCUUCUGAAACUCAACAAAUACUGGGUUAUCCACAAACUCUAUCUGUGGCAAUCACAACAGUGAGUCAAGUCCUUUUCACUCUAGUAAUUUAUUUCCUUCAUUACAACAAAUUCUGGGCUGCCAUCAUACAAAAUUUGGAGGAAAGCUAUUAUGCAGUGUCAUUUUUAAGCUUUCAAAGGAAUCCAAACCAAAUUGAGCCAAAUUUAUAGUAAAACAAAACUGUUUAAGGGUAAAUAUGUAGGAAAUAGUUCUAUGAAUUAGAAUACAAAGAGAUUUUGUAAACUGUGCAUGUUAAUUUGCAUUAUUUUCUUAGAAAUAUACAUUGUGUAAACAUUGUAGUAAUGGUGGAUCAGGUUUUGAGAGGAGGAAGAAAGACAAAUUAGAAAGUGAAGUCUGCUGUCCCACCUCCAUCUCAAGAUCUGCUGUAUUUUCCUACACUCUUACAUAGGAACAGUGAUAGAAUCAGAGUGAUGGGAGUGUGUUUUCUGCCUGUCAGCAAAGGUAGAUCAGGCCUGCAUGACCUCAGCUUGCAGGGUGAUAGCUAUGAGGGUUUGAAUAGCCCCACAGAAAAGUCCAGCGUGACCCACUGCUGACACAUGCAAAUCUUUGGGCCUGAGCACAGAGAGCAUCCUGUUCACUCUCCGAUGUAACCCUGAGCAUGGUGGGCUCCUAGCAUUACCAAAGAACAUUAGACUUGCUCUGGAGGACAAGCUGAAGCUGUUUUCAGAUGCAGUGUGGAGUACCGUUUGAUGAUGAGCCGAGAAGAAAGAAAAAUGGAGAAGAACAGCCAAAGUCCUCUGUCAGUAAUCAGUACCGAAUUGUUACACCCACAUUCCAGUAUAACAUGGACUACAAGAAAGUUGGCAAAUGUAUUAUUAUAAACAACAAAAAUUUUGAAGACAAAACAGGAAUGGGUACACGCAAUGGCACUGAUAAAGAUGCUGGAGAUCUAGCUAAGAGUUUUAGAAACUUAGGUUUUGAGGUUCACACAUACAAUGACCGAAGAUGUGAUGAUAUGGAAAAAUUACUGAAGCAAGCUGCUGAGGAGAAUCACAGUGAUGCUGCUUGUUUUGCCUGUAUCCUUCUAAGCCAUGGGGAAGAAGGCCUCAUCUAUGGUACUGAUGGACCCAUGGCUAUCAAGAGUUUGACUGCGCUAUUCAGAGGAGACAAGUGUAAAAGCCUUAUAGGGAAACCCAAAUUAUUUUUCAUUCAGGCAUGCAGAGGCUCUGAAUUUGAUGAAGGUAUACAAACUGACUCUGGACCUGCAAAUGACACUCUGGAAACAGAUGCCAAUCCGAGAUACAAAAUCCCAGUAGAAGCAGAUUUUCUGUUUGCAUAUUCCACGGUGCCAGGUUAUUACUCCUGGCGGAAUCCUGGAAGAGGCUCCUGGUUUGUGCAGUCUCUCUGCUCUGUGCUAAAUGAGCAUGGAAAACAACUUGAGAUCAUGCAGAUCCUCACACGGGUCAACUACGUGGUUGCCACAAAUUUUGAAUCACAGUCUGAUGAUCCACGCUUCAGUGAGAAGAAGCAGAUUCCCUGUGUGGUCUCCAUGCUCACUAAGGAACUUUACUUCUGAAAGUGUAUUUUAAUGCCGCCAGUGAUGAAAAUCAGGAUAUGGUUUUGGGUGGAGAUUUGAAUAUAAACUGGAGUAACACAUUUUUAAUAACAGAAAUGUAGUAACACUAGAUUUUUAUAUUGUAUAAGAUGGGGUAUCUGAUGGAUGGACAAUAUGCAAGAUUUUAAAGAAGAAAUAAAUUAUGUGGGCCAACCUGACAGCUCAUACUAAUUACUAUAUCUUGAUUUCUCUUAGUGUGGCUGUCAUGAUUUGCAGCUACGGAAGAUAUUCUAAGAGUCAGCUACCUGACCCAUAAAGUUUUAUUCCAGAAAACAGAUUAUAAAUUUAGAACAAAAAAAUUAAAUUGUGGGAGCCCAUCUUUUCUUUCACUGCUAGCUCAUGGAACCGUAACUUCCUCAGAAAUUUCCAAAGGCCGUCAUAUUAUUGGGUAUGUCCAGUGAUGAAACGGUUUGUAGCUAUUUAAAAGGGUGUUUCUUAGUCUACUAUAUUCAUUUCCUUUUUAAGAACAUUAUUGAUGAAGACUAAUGGUUGCUCUGUGCUUAAUCUGGAAGUCAAUUUACUUAGUUAUCACUCUAGCAUAACAUGGAUAAAGAAAAAAAUCAAUAUUUGUAGGUGAUUUACAUGGAAAUGUACCAAAUAGAAAAAUCAAAAUGAAAGUAAUUUACAAAGGUUGGCAAACUAUAAUUGGGUGAUGACUUAUUAAAGUGCCAUUGUAAAGAUUUUUGCCUUGGAAAUGACAAUUAACUGAUAGAACGGCCUGGAACAGUGGUAUUGCAGUUUUUCUGCUUGCAGAAAUAAAAAUGUUUGUUGAUUCAGAAGUUUUGAACCAACAGAAAGUUGAUGCCAAGGCUUUGUUAUAAAACAUUAAAAUUUAAUGUUGAAAUGAUAGAAUUGUAUGUUCCAGUAUGUAUGUUUAGACAUAGCUUCUAUAUGUGAGAGAUUUUGCCAGGACUGGAAAUACUUACUUGAAUCAGAAACCAAAGUGCCUUUUCAGUUACUGUAAGGUCUUGAUUUUGUGUUUUGGAGUUGCGUCGGUGAUGUUUAUAUUCUUACUUUUUAUAUUCUCUUUAAAGCUGGUAGAUAGCUCAAAGAAGUAAGUUUAAUGAUUUGGUUAAACUGAUAAAUGGUUAGUUGUUCACCCUUUUCCCAGUUAACGUUACCCUAUAGUCUUUUGAAACCUCCUAAGAAAAUAAGUGCAUACUAUUACAGCUAAAUUACCAAAUUAUUAAGAUUAUUUUCUUACAAAUACUGUGGCAUAGUGAGGCAUAUUUUUUUUUUCAUAAGUCAAAUUUAUAGCUGUUUGGAUUAAAUGAAUGAUCGUUUUAUGGAUGUCUUGAGCAUGAAAUCAAUA